Messenger RNA from Zingiber officinale, 1507 nucleotides. RefSeq lists its product as uncharacterized. The record is from RefSeq and is a predicted model, not a curated record. NCBI's taxonomy places the organism in Eukaryota, Viridiplantae, Streptophyta, Magnoliopsida, Zingiberales, Zingiberaceae. The transcript is spliced from 2 exons. The coding region runs from base 702 to 1493 and encodes 263 amino acids.
UUAAAUCUUGAAAAAUCCAAAAUCAAGAUACCAGAGCCUUUCUUCGUUUAUAAGGAUCAGUUGAAAAUAUUAAGAGAAGAAAAAGAGAAAUUAAGGAAGAAAGAUUCUGAGGAAGUCAAUGGCAAAUAACAGGAGGCCUAAUAUCACUGAAGCAGUAACUGAAGUUUCUCAACCAGUAGUAUCAUCCCAAGAGGAUCAGAUACGGAGUUAUAGAAGAAUGGCAAGACUAAGGCAUGAAGCACAAAGAAGGUUUUCUGGGCGAAGAAAUAAUACAAGGACACUUGAAAGUCAACUUAAUCCGGAAGCGGAACUUGAAUAUCUCAGCAAAGGAGAGCAUCUCUGGUACCUGCUGAGACACUAUAUAGUACACAAUGGUCAGAAUCAAGGCAUAGAGUUUACCAACAUUAUUCAGAAACCAGAAUCUUGGUUACAGAAGGGCAACAAAACCUACCAUUAAUCAAUCCUGAAAGUUAUUCAAUUCUCAGACAAGAAGGUAUGCAAUUAAUCCAUCUGGGAUUAGUAAUGAUUCGUAUACAUGCCCUUCAUCGUAGAAAUGCAGGCACUAAUGCACUUGUGGUCUUACGAGACACAAGAUGGAGCGAUGAUAGAUCUAUUAUUGGAACAAUGGAAAUAGAUCUAUCAGAAGUACAGGAAUUAAUGCGGUACCAGCAACACCUAGAACAACAGCAGAGCUACAAGGAAUGAGGUGGAUACUGCAACCACCUCUAACACCACAAAUUCGGAAUCCACAGGCUGUACGAACAACUACCCUGAUGGAUGGAUCAAUUUCAUUAGCCUUUUCAAGAUAUCAAUCCACAGGAAAUCCUAAGGCUAGCAAAUUUAAUGAAGAAGAUAUUGAAGACAUUCAUGAUGAAGAAUUUGCGGGUGUUCUUAUUAAUGAAUAUCCGAAAGGCAAGAAAUACAAGACUGGAAGAUGGGAUACCUUUGGGCAACCAAGCGGUAAGUUUGAUUACUAUGUUAAUUAUGACAUUCCAAAUGGAUUUGCAGAUAUUGAACUUUCCCCUCCAACUGGCUGGGAUGAUGAGGAAGGCAACAAUGAGCUUGUUUUCCCAAGCAUCUGGGAAGAUACACCCUGGGAGGAAGACCCAGAGUUCGACCCAAAUGACUUAACAUCACCAGAUCUUGUGGAGCAAGGUCUAAACAAUGAAGAAUACGAAGAAGAAGAAGAUGGACCGGAAACAUAUUUUCUAGGACUUCAAAAUCAAGAAACUGAUUAUCCAGUUCAAGCACCACUAUACCCAGAUCAACAACCAACAAAUUGGGAAAAUUCGGAUGCAGAAUCAGAUUUAUAUUGGCAACAGGUUGUUCAGCAUGUCGAACAGAUAGAAGCUCAAUUACCCCUGGCCAAUGGUUGGUAUGACCCAACACCACAUGAUGCAAUUGUUGAAGAAUUCCUAGACAGAAUACCACAAGAAGGACCUGAAAGCCUGUGGUAUGAAAUAUACGAGUAUCCAGAACAAAAUGAAGAAUAGCAAAAUCCCAAUGG